GAUAGGAGGCUGCCUCUCCUCUCCCUAUCCCCUCGCCGCCGCUCGCUCUUCUCUGCUCUUCCAGACGCCGCCGCCGCCGCCUCCUCCUCCUCCUCCUGCUGUAGCUCCCACCCGACGCCGUCCUCCCAGCGGAUCCCCGUCGCUGGCUUCCUGCGCCCCUACCCCUACCCCUACCAGCCGCCGGCUUCCCCGAAGUGCUCACACGCCCCCCUCCGCUCCCGGACUCGCCGUCCCCGUCGAGUCGAGCAGAGUCAGGUGCAGACUGGUUUCCCGAUGGCCGGCUCCGAGGACGUGAGGGGUUUGGCAGCAUCCCUGGGAGAGCUACACGUGGAGGCAUCACCAUCGCGGGAGGAAGGAACCAAUGGGCAUGGCAAUGGUGAUGCUGCUGCUGCUGCUGCUGCGGAUGAUGAUGUUUGGGGUGAUGCCUCAGAUUCUCCAGGACAUGAUUCCGACUUAAAAAGAGAAUGGGACCACAGGCAGGAGCAGUUUCAUAAGAUGGGCUAUAGGGAUGGUAUAACCGAAGGGCAGAAGGAUGUUGCCCAAGAGGGGUUCAACCUUGGGCAUAGGCAAUCUGCAGAUGUUGGAUUCAAGUGGGGUCUCGUUCGGGGGAUUACUAGUGCAUUAGCUAGUCUUCCCAACAAUCUAAAAGAAAAGCUGCUGCUCGACGCCCAGCGUAGAGGAAAACUUGAAGAUUUGCACAAAUCUGCGCAAGAAAUUUCAGCAGAGGCUGCACUGCGGCUGUUUCACGGGAGUACUCUUCAGGAUAAUCGUCAACCAGAGGAAAGCAAGCUCCAAACUACUACAAAGGACCUUCUACUGUUGUUGCACGAAUGCCCAGAUGUUCAUGUUAGUGAAGAGCUGAAACAAGUUCCGUAAGCAAGUUAGCAAAUGUAAUUGCAAGCGCCACUGGUUUCGAAGUCUGGCCGAGUCGCUUAGACUGAGUUCUUCUGAAGGAUGUAACUGUAAAUCCUGUGAUACGAAGAUUUUCUGUGUGGUGUCACCCUUUCUUUGCUAUGAACGCCUGUAAAUUCGCAGUAUGAAUGGCAAUAGUAAUAUCUCAUGAGUUUUGCAUCA
Molecule: messenger RNA, 1074 nt
Organism: Triticum dicoccoides
Lineage: Eukaryota; Viridiplantae; Streptophyta; Magnoliopsida; Poales; Poaceae
Product: protein YAE1-like
Exons: 5
Coding region: 274-876 (200 amino acids)
Source: RefSeq, a predicted model, not a curated record